Messenger RNA from Elaeis guineensis (African oil palm), 2306 nucleotides. RefSeq lists its product as uncharacterized. The record is from RefSeq and is a predicted model, not a curated record. Lineage: Eukaryota; Viridiplantae; Streptophyta; Magnoliopsida; Arecales; Arecaceae.
GUUGCUAUCCGUGCCACUUUCUUGUUUCUAUAGAUGUUUCCAUUGUGCGAAGCUGGAAAUGUUCCUGCGAGCGUAUACUUUGUAAAAUUGUGUGUGCAUAUGAAGUCGGUUGAUGUUGCUGCUCCGUGGCCCGCGAUCACGUGUCCUGUGUAUUAGAUCAGCCAUCGGAAGUGCGCGCCCCGCGGCAAUCUUCCACAUCGAGCCGCGACGUCUAAUUCCCAAAACCAUACAACGGACGGUCUCUCUCUCACCUUUCUCACUCUCAUGGCCAAUUCGGAGGAUUUCAGAUGGGUGAGAAUAUCAACCGUCGCCCUCGCCAUCGUGACCGCGGCGAUCUCCGUCGCCGCCGCCUUCGUCUCAGCUUCCAUCUCCAGGCGGAAAUCGAGGCGUCUGGCCUUUCGCGUCCGCGAGCUCGAAGCCUCUCUCGCGGCCGCUUUGGAGAAGGGCGCCUCGGAGAGACGCGGCAGAGUUAGAGCUCAGCAGGCCUUGAGGAAAGCUUUGGCUCAGCAGAGCAAUGAUGGACCGAAGAAGGCGUCCUCUUCUUCCUUUUCUUAUCCCAUGGCUCCCAUUGGCACCGUGCAAUCCUGCUUCUCCACGAGAAAUGGUACACCAAGGCAACCUCUACUUGUACCCCUUGCAAGAGCAUGCUUGGUACUUGACCCAAGUCGAGUCCCCCCAGAGGCACUUGAAGGCCUUGCAGAUUAUUCUCAUUGCUGGAUCCUAUAUGUAUUUCAUCUGAAUACUGACAUCGAUAAGCUGUGGAAUGAGCCUUCUAGGUCCAAGUUCAAGGCAAAGGUGAGAGUACCAAGACUAAAAGGCGGUAAGAUGGGAGUCCUUUCCACUCGAUCGCCGCAUCGACCUUGUCCUAUUGGUCUGACAGUUGCAAAGGUGGAGGCGUUAGAUGGACAUGCAAUUUUGCUUUCUGGAGUUGAUUUAGUUGAUGGCACUCCAGUACUCGAUAUCAAACCUUAUCUGCCAUAUUCUGAUAGCAUUGAUGGUGCAACUGUCCCUGAGUGGCUAAAGGUGGAAAAUUCCUUAGCUGUGGCAUCUGUUAGCUUUUCUGCAGACUGUUCUUCUUCUCUCUCCAGUUGUUGGAUAAAAGCUGAAAAUCAAUCACUCUAUGGUUCACCAGAUGAGUUUCAGAGCUUAAUUAAGGAGGUACUCUCUUGGGAUAUAAGGUCGCUGUCUCAAAAGAGCCGCCCCCAUCAUGUUUUCUUGGGGAAUGCGAGCCACAAUACUCUAGAAGAAUUGGUGGAUGAUGGGGUUGGAGAUCCCCAUGAUGCUUUCACUGAAAAGGCCUUGUCAUCCUCACAUGGUGACAUAACAUAUCACCUAAUCCUAGAAGGAUUUGAUGUUUCAUAUAGAAUUGACGAUAGUUCUAAUAUUAUGGUUGAGAAAGUCGACCUUGCCUCCAUUGCCAGAAAUCAAAGUCAUUACAAUUACUUGAUGUGGAGAGAUAAGCUCAAGCAGCAGAAGUAAUUAUUAUUAUCAUUUGACUUAUUUUGUAGGAGAAAGGUUUCAGAGGGAAAACAAGGUUCACAGUCCAAAUUAAUAUAUUGGCAGUCUUGCUGAUCACUCAUUCUUAAGCUUGGAUUUGGUCAUGAACUCUUGGUUUUCCCUUGAAUUUUUGUUUGUUGCAAAGCCCACCCACUCACCCACCCACCCACGCAAAAAUGGUCAGGUUUGCAAAAUGUAGUUGUAAGUGGCUUUGUGUUUUUUUAAAGACAGCAUGUGUGUGUGUGAAACUGUUGAUGAAUGUUGGCAACCGCUUCUAUAUUGUUUAUAUUCCAACUAGAGCAAUCCAUUUUCUUGUUUUUGCUUUUGGGGUGCCAAUCUGUGGAUCUCAACUGCCUUGUUCGUUUUUUUUUAUAUCUUUUAGUAUUCAUAGUAGUUUAAAGCUUAUAUGCGAGUCGUGAGUUGUUGCUUGAUGUAAAAGGGGACAGGAUGGUGGUCCACCUCCAGCGAGGAAGAGGACCUUUUGACUAGAUGAUCAAAGGACAGGAUGGCAAGCAUCAGAAUUGUCAUACCUCUUUUAAUGGUUCAGCUACCUGCAUGAUGGCUCGUCUGCCAUUGGGUGCAAAUUCCAUCAGUAACCCUUUCUUCCUAUCUAUACACGGGACUGCAUCUGCCUUAACAUGUGGAGAGAAGGCAGAAUUUUUUUGGUAAACAUAAUAGGCUAAUUUUGUUGCAAAUUUGCAAUAAAAUUACUUAUUACAGUUUGUUUGAAAUCCAUUUUGAUUUCUGAAUGUCAAAAUGUAAGGGAGUAUGCAUGCAUAAUCCCGUGUUUUUACAAGGUUGGGUUUCUC